AUGCCAAUUCCUCGGACGGGGGCUUCACUGAGCGAACGGGGCACGGAAGAAUUCGCCAGGUUAGAAGAAGGCAGGACGGAGGAAGAAGCCGAAGACGAAGCUAGUAUGUCUGGAAGGACGAGGAAGGGGAAGAAAAGGAAGAGACCCCUGGCCUGGAGAUGCAAAGCCAAACGUAGGAAGCUAAAAGAAAGGAGCUCGGCGUUAGAAUUCAUCGCCCAGAUAGGAGAAGGGAAAAAGGUGCAAAAUAAAAAGAAGAAGAACAGGACGACGACGACGAAGCGCCAUCUAAACUACUACGAGGACAUGCCUGAGACUCAGGCGCUGCGUCAGGAGCUGGACAGGCAAGACAAGGAGCAUCUGUACCUGAAGGACCAACUCAGCAACCGAAAAGUCAGAUACCAACGUCUCCGAGAUCAGCUGGGCGCCACAAAACUAGAGAACAUGGUACUACAGGAUCAAGUUGCUGAGAUGAAAGAAAACGUUCGAAUAGUCAAUGCAGCGGCGGGGGACCUUGAGAAGCAGCUGAACAGGGCGAACUGCAUCGUUACUCAACAGGACGAGGAAAUUGACGUCUUGAAACGUAAACUUCAAGAGAUGAAUUUAAUAAAUAAGAAGAAAUCGAAAAUAUGUGACGAGAAGGGAGACGAAUUCUUCGAAUGCGCGAGACAGAAGGCAAAGCUGGAAGAGCAGGUCGAGGAACUGCAGAGGGAAAACGAGAAGAUGCAGAGGGAAGGACACUCGAGGAUGUGUGAACUAGAGCAGAAGAACCGCCAGCUACACCUCUUGGAAGAAGAGCUGAAGGCGAAGAACGAAGAACUCAAGAGGGAAAUCGAAAAAAACCCUGAGAACUUGGGGCUGGUGGAUGCCCUGGAGGGUCGCCUGCAACGCAUCAUUCGUCAAAAGGACGAAUUGGCCCACCAAGAGGAACAACUAUUUUUGAUGUGUCGUCAUCAAAGGAUGUUGAUAGAAAGAUACAAGCAUGUGAUAGAUCUGCUGUUGGCUUGGCGAGAGAAAGUCAGGAAGAAAUUAGAAGAGGGGGAUUUCAAUCUCGUACUCGCCAACCUUCAUUAG
Molecule: messenger RNA, 1071 nt
Organism: Macrobrachium nipponense
Lineage: Eukaryota; Metazoa; Arthropoda; Malacostraca; Decapoda; Palaemonidae
Product: golgin subfamily A member 6-like protein 7
Exons: 1
Coding region: 1-1071 (356 amino acids)
Source: RefSeq, a predicted model, not a curated record